AUGGAGACAAUUACAAAUCCCCAUCAAGCUCAUGCUCAUUUUACUUUACCCGAAACAAAUAAACCGACUAAAGAGCCAACAAUUAAAUUAACUCAAGAACAAAUCGAUUUUUUUAAAACAAAUGGCUUUUUAAGUAUUGAUCGUUUCAUUGAUGAUAAUGAAGUGUCUUAUAUUCGUGAUCAAUACGAUCAAUGGUUUGCUGCUAAACUUGGUCGAGAACAUGGAAAUUUUUUUGAUUUACUUUCUGAAGAUACUGAUGAUAAAGAAGCAGUUGCACCACAACUUUUAUGGCCAUCAAUCUAUGGUAAAAAUAUGACCGGAUUUGAUUUAUAUAGUACUCAAAUGUAUGCAAAUGCAUAUGCAAUAAGUAAAACUUUACUUGGUGAAGAAACAACAUUUAAAGGAGAUCAUGCAAUUUUAAAACCACCAACGUCUAAUUCACUUCCAACACCAUGGCACCAAGAUGAAGCUUAUUGGGAUCCAACAUUAUUCUACGAAUCACUUGGUGUUUGGGUUGCUCUUCAACCAGUGUCACUUGAAAAUGGUUGUAUGCAAUUUAUUGCUGGUUCUCAUCUUUUAUUUGAUGUACUUCCUCAUCAUACUCAAAAUAAUAAUCCACGUAUACAUGGUCUUGAAAUUGAUAAUCCAAAUGAAUAUAUAAAAAAUGUUAUUUCAUGUCCUCUUCCAAGUGGUGGUGCAACUUUUCAUCAUUGUCGUACUUUACAUUAUACUGGUCCUAAUCAUUCAAAUGAACCACGUCGUGCUUAUACAUUACAAUUUCAAUGUAAUACAAAAAAACGUGAACAACCCCGUCUAAAUACUUGGAAUGAAAUAAAAACAACUGAACGCGAAAAACGUGCAAAAGAAAGUGGUUGGACUAUUCGAGCACCUUAA
This is a messenger RNA of Rotaria sp. Silwood2, 894 nucleotides long. The record is from the annotation of a GenBank genome assembly. NCBI's taxonomy places the organism in Eukaryota, Metazoa, Rotifera, Eurotatoria, Philodinida, Philodinidae.